Messenger RNA from Vigna umbellata (rice bean), 1018 nucleotides. NCBI's taxonomy places the organism in Eukaryota, Viridiplantae, Streptophyta, Magnoliopsida, Fabales, Fabaceae. The record is from RefSeq and is a predicted model, not a curated record.
CUUGACUCACCCUCUUCUUUCUCUUUCUGUUUCUGUUUCUGUUUCACCUUCUCAACCAUUUCUCGGUCUUUAAUAAGCUAGAAAAGUUUGCAACAUUGCCGAAUCCUACCAAACAAGGUCAUCAUAAAAUUCCCUAAAAAUCACAAUCACACUCAUCACUUUCUCCUUUCAACAAUGGAAGAGGUGUGGAAAGACAUAAAUCUUGCUACCUUAAAUGACCAAGUCACACGCUCCGCAACAACGCACUCCAACUUGGGAGGAGUAAUCCUCCAAGACUUUCUCGCUCGACCCUUCACCAUGGAUCCACCAAACACCAUUCUUUCCUCUCAAACUCCCUCCCUCUACGGCGCCCCCUCCUCACCGGCACCACCACUCCUCACGGCUCUCAGCCUGAGCUCACACCCCCACCUCCAUUUCGACCCUCACACUCAAAAACCCUCACAUCCCCACCACCCUCCUCCACCUUCCAACCACUCUUGCUUCACCACCCCAACCACCGCCUCCUUAGGCGCCAAAAGAUUCGCAGAACCCGAUUGCAACCUCGGAGACAGAAGAAACAAGCGCAUGAUCAAGAACCGCGAGUCCGCUGCACGAUCGCGAGCCAGGAAACAGGCUUACACGAAUGAAUUGGAGGUAGAAGUUGAGCAAUUGAAGGAAGAGAAUGCAAGGCUGAAAAGACAGCAAAAACAGCUGAGUGAAGUUGCAGCCAGUGAGCAAAAGAAGAAGAGUAGCCUAUAUCGAGCAUCUACGGCUCCAUUUUGAAGAGGGUCCUCGAUGGUUUAACCCACUUCGCCCACAUGCCCCUCAAUCUUCGGUUUACCCUUUUCAGUGAUAAUGAUGUAAUGCAUUUCUGGAUUUGUGGUCGCCACAUUUCCACCUUUAAAUUCCUAUUCCUUCCUUUUCUGACCUUACAUAGUAAUAGUAUAUAGUGUAGUAGUAAUUUGGGGAAUGUAAGAGAAGAAACAAGAAUGUGGUUUUUGCUUCUUCCAUUCCCUACUUAUUUUCAUUGCCCUUUUUA